UAAACCUGCCAUUCAGAAAGACUGGUCAACUGAAUUUGCAUUCCCAGAAACCAGGACAUUUCUGAAACUGAGUUUUAAAACUGGCAGCUCUUUUGCCAUCCCUUUGUAUUUUCGCAGUCUCUCCCUGUGCCAGCUUUCUUACAGCUGUUCAGAUUUCCUGUUGUAAUAUUUUUUUUCUUUUUCUCCAGGGAGGGGAAAUCAAUAUUACCUCUUCUCUAGAAAGGAGGUGGUUGGGCUGGUCUUAAGCGUGUUAGAAGAUCUUUUUUGAUUCAGACCAGGUCUCUGGCCUGAGUAAAUUCCAGCCUGGGGCGAGGACUUUGAUCACCAGAUGUUUUAUCGGUGUGCAUGCUGUCUUGUGGUUGCGUGGCUGGUUUCUGCUUCAAAUGCAGAGCACUGUCCAGAGCUUCCUCCAGUGGACAACAGCAUAUUUGUUGCAAAGGAGGUGGAUGGACAGAUUCUGGGGACUUACAUUUGUAUCAAGGGCUACCACCUGGUAGGAAAGAAGACCCUUUUUUGCAAUGCCUCUAAGGGGUGGGAUAACACCACUACUGAGUGCUGCUUGGGUCACUGUCCUGACCCUGUGCUGAUGAACGGCGAAGUCUAUUCUUCAGGACCUGUGAAUGUAAGUGACAAAAUCACGUUUAAGUGCAGUGAUCAUUACAUCCUCAAGGGCAGCAAAUGGAGCCAGUGUCUAGAGGACCACACCUGGGCACCUCCCUUUCCCAUCUGCAAAAGUAGAGACUGUGACCCUCCUGGGAAUCCAGCUCAUGGGUAUUUUGAAGGAAAUAAUUUCACCUUAGGAUCCACCAUUAGCUAUCACUGUGAAGACAGAUACUACUUAGUGGGCACACAGGAGCAGCAUUGCAUUGAUGGGGAGUGGAGCAGUGUACCUCCAGUCUGCAAGUUGAUCCAGGAAGCUCCAAAACCAGAGUAUGAGAAGGCACUUCUUGCCUUUCAGGAAAGUAAGGACCUCUGCAAAGCCAUAGAGAACUUUAUACAACAAUUAAAUGAAAAUGACCUGAAAAUGGAGGAGCUAAAAUAUUCUCUGGAGCUGAAGAAAACUGAGUUGAAGGCAAAAUUGUUUAAAACUGCAGCUGAGCAGAUGUAAUAGAAAUAAACCUAUGAAUAAAUUUUCCUCUUGGUUCUGAAA
Saimiri boliviensis boliviensis (Bolivian squirrel monkey) is the source of this 1150-nucleotide messenger RNA. It is a transcript of the gene C4BPB, whose product is annotated as complement component 4 binding protein beta. The record is from RefSeq and is a predicted model, not a curated record. Lineage: Eukaryota; Metazoa; Chordata; Mammalia; Primates; Cebidae.